AUUGAUAAGAUAAUCUCAAUUAUUGAGUAAAUCAAUUGUUGAACUAAUUUUUUACCUGUGCGUAAAAUAUUUAGUCGACGUUUAGCGCUUGAUAAAAAUGAUCGUGAAAUGUGUACAGAAUGGCCUGGUCGCUACAAUAUUGGUUCUUUUACAUGUUUGUGAGGCGUUUCAAGAACAAGUAUUCGAUAAAAACUAUUUAAACAACUUCAUGGGAGAAAAACCAUCGUUUACAAAGAGACUUUAUACUGCAAAUAUCGACGGAAUAUCAUUUGAAUUGCACAAUCCAAUUAUAUUAAACAACUGCGGUACUAUUGAUCCUACCUUCGAAUUGGACAGCAGUCAAUCCGACUACCUACCAGUGAGCAAUGAACUUACUUCUAUUGCUACGGCGAACAACUGCACCUUAAUGUUUCCGAAAAUAUUCAUUAGAAGAAAACAAACUGACAAAGGACCUGAAGGACCUUUUGCUGGUUUCAUAACAGUAAGAGCCCUCGACGGCAACCGUAUCUUGGACGUUACAGCGGUUGUUUUAUUACCGAUACCUAAUACUAAUAAUAUGAAAGUAAUAUUCAACAUCGAUGGCAAAGAAUACAUCGUUUUAAAUUAUUUUUAUUUGAAAUUAAUUUUUGUAGCGAUGCUUAUUAUCACCAUGUUACUGGUUGUUGUCGAAGUAAAAGAUAUAUUAGAUAAAAUUAGGGAGAAUAAAUAUAAAAAAUUGCAAGAGCAAUUAGAUCAUUAACGUUAGAAGAUGGUUUAUAUUUUAAAUGAAUGUGUGUAUCUAAAGGCUGUAUGUCACCAUAAUAAAUUAUAUUAAGUUAUUAAUUUAGAACUAAAUGUAGAACUAAUAGUUAUUUAUGCAACAAGUGCAAAAAGUAAGUGUUUAUUGCACGCGACGUGAAAUUAUCACACGUCGAGUGCAAUAAACACUUUUUGCACGAGUUGCAUACAAUAUUUUUUCUACGUUCAUGCAAAAACUAAAAAUUUUUUUAUAGAACUGCAGUUGUAUUAUCCAAAUCAUAGUAGCCGUGAUCGUGUACCUUGGUUUGAGGCAUUUAUUUAUGUUUGUGUUCAUAAUUUGUAAUGACAUUUUUAAUAAAAUACAUUUUUUUAUUAAUUUAUUUAUUAAAUGAUUGAAAAUAAUAUAAAAUAUGAAAUUGUUUUUAAAACGUAACACAGAAAAUGAA
Psylliodes chrysocephalus is the source of this 1184-nucleotide messenger RNA. Lineage: Eukaryota; Metazoa; Arthropoda; Insecta; Coleoptera; Chrysomelidae. The record is from the annotation of a GenBank genome assembly.